CCCCCCCUCUCUCCCCCUCUCUCUCCCUCUCUCCCUCUCUCUCAGCUUUUGUUUCGCCAUGCCUAGUCUAGUGGUAUCUGGAAUAAUGGAAAGAAAUGGGGGAUUUGGGGAACUGGGAUGUUUCGGAGGGAGCGCGAAGGACCGGGGUCUCCUGGAAGACGAGCGGGCCCUCCAGCUCGCCCUGGAUCAACUCUGCCUCCUUGGUUUGGGGGAGCCCCCCGCCCCCACAGCGGGCGAAGACGGGGGAGGUGGGGGGGGCAACGCCCCCGCCCCGCCAACUGCCCCCCCUCAGCCUGCCCCGCCGCCGCCACCCCCGGCGCCCCCGGCAGCGCCGCCGGCGGCCCCCCCGGCCCAGCAGCCCCAGCCACCGGCGGCCCCUAAAGGGGCAGGCGAUGCCAAGCUCUGCGCCCUGUACAAAGAGGCCGAGCUGCGGCUCAAGAGUAGCAGCAACACCACGGAGUGUGUCCCCGUGCCCACAUCGGAACACGUGGCGGAGAUCGUGGGCAGACAAGGCUGCAAGAUAAAGGCACUACGAGCAAAGACCAACACCUACAUCAAGACACCUGUCCGAGGCGAGGAGCCAGUCUUUAUGGUGACAGGACGCCGGGAGGAUGUGGCUACUGCCCGACGGGAGAUCAUUUCGGCAGCCGAGCACUUCUCCAUGAUCCGGGCCUCCCGAAACAAGUCAGGGGCUGCCUUCGGCGUAGCCCCGGCUCUGCCUGGCCAGGUCACUAUCCGGGUCCGAGUGCCAUAUCGUGUGGUGGGGUUAGUGGUAGGGCCCAAGGGGGCCACCAUCAAGCGGAUCCAGCAGCAGACUAACACCUACAUCAUCACGCCCAGCCGGGACCGAGACCCUGUCUUUGAAAUCACCGGCGCCCCGGGCAAUGUGGAAAGAGCCCGGGAGGAGAUUGAGACCCACAUUGCUGUUCGCACUGGCAAGAUUCUUGAAUACAACAAUGAGAAUGACUUUCUGUCUGGUAGCCCGGACCCUGCUCUGGAGAGCCGCUAUUCUGAGGCCUGGAGAGUCCAUCCCCCAGGGUGCAAACCCCUUUCCACCUUCCGACAGAACAGCCUGGGUUGUAUUGGGGAGUGUGGUGUUGAGUCAGGAUUCGAGGCACCGCGGCUUGGAGAACAAGGGGGUGACUUUAGCUAUGGUGGCUACCUGUUUCCCGGCUAUGGGGUUGGCAAGCAAGAUGUGUACUACAGCGUGGCUGAGAGCAGUCCUCCCCUCUGGGCUGGCCAGGAGAAUGCCACCCCCACCUCCGUCCUUUUUUCCUCUGCUUCCUCUUCUUCCUCCUCUUCAGCCAAGGCCCGGGCUGGUCCCCCAGGGUCGCACCGCUCGCCGGCCCCAGCAUCAGCAUCCUCAGCCGUCCCAGAGCUUGCUGGGCUUCCGAGGCGACCACCUGGGGAGCCCCUCCAGGGCUUCUCCAAACUUGGGGGUGGUGGGCUGAGGAGCCCAGCGGGAGCAGGGGGCGGGCGAGACUGUAUGGUGUGCUUCGAGAGUGAGGUCACAGCAGCCCUGGUCCCUUGUGGACACAACCUCUUCUGCAUGGAGUGUGCUGUACGAAUCUGCGAAAGAACUGAUCCUGAGUGUCCUGUUUGUCACAUUACAGCCACACAAGCCAUCCGAAUAUUCUCCUAAAUACCCUCCCCGGUUUUGGCUUCCCUCCCUGCUUUGGACUGAGUUUUCCACCACGGUCCUUUAGAAAUCGGCAAUCUUGUGGGGACAGGGUGUUUGAAGAUCCCCGCUUUGGGACUUGGGAGGGGGAAGUCCUAUGGGAGUGGGGUAGGACGUGGGUCUUUAUGCCCUCCCAAUGGUCCCAUCUUGGGGAGAUAAGGGAGGGGCAGAUGGGGAAUGAAUGAUGUUCCCUUUGAGAGUUACAACUCUAAUACCUCAAUAGACCCUCAAAUCUGGAAGCAGCUAAGAGAACCUUUUAUAUUUUGCUGGGGGCAAGAGUUUUCACCCCAUCUCGUCACUCCAUUCCUUCCCUCCCUUCACUAAGUCACCCUUCCCCUUUUCUUGGUGAUUGUUGGGAAGACAGGGAAUGGAAAGUAAAGAUGCCAUCUGAAAUUUGGAAGGGCUACAAAACCCCUAGAGCCCAGAAUGCUUUAAUUCCCCUAAUCCAUAAUUCCAAACCUUCAGCCUCUGACCUCUUAAUCUACCCUAACUCUUGUCACCUUUUCCCACCCCUAGCAUCCAAAAGACACACAUAAAUUUAGGCAAUCUAAACUCCCGGGCCUUUCCUGCCAUCCUACUUUGGAUGAAUUUCCUUUUUGGAUAGGGCAGACGGGAAAACCUCUCAUAAGAAGUUCCAUCUCUCCCCUCUUCUCUUUUAGAGAAUUGUUGGAGAGAAAGGAAUAAUGGGAGGCUAGGGUUUGGAAAUUACACUAUCCCCUACAAUAAGCACCAAGAGGAACAAGUGGGGAUAUUCUCUGUCUCUCUUAGCUCUUACUUUCAUAUACUUGUCCUUUUCUCUCUAGUCUCUAUAAUUAUUGUUUCUCCUUCCACUCUUCAUUUGUGCUGUAUUUCUGUUUGCUCCUAUCUCCCCUUGUCACUCUCUGUUCUCUGUCAUACUUUCUCUCCUGUCUCUUUGUCACUCUCUGUUCUCUGUCAUACUUUCUCUCCUGUCUCUUUGUCACUCUCUGUUCUCUGUCAUACUUUCUCUCCUGUCUCUUUGAGCUUCCUUUCCUUCUAUACCCUAUCAUCUCUCUCUCUCUCUCCUCCUUUCCCUUCUCCUUCCUUCCCUUUCUUCUGGUUAAACUCAGCUUUUGGGAAGCCAUGUUCCUCUGGAGGGAGUUGGGGGAAGGUGGGAGCGCGCCUCAAUGACUCUUUCACAUUCACAUUUACUAGAUCUCACCAACUGCCUUCCAUUCCCAGCCCCACCCACCCCCCAGCCUCCACCUCUUUCUCCUUACAAAGGAAACACUGAAUGCCCAAGAGAACCUAACCCUGCUCUCUUCGGCAUCAGCAGGCAUCUGAGGGGCAUUGGGGGAGGCACCUGCACUCCUUGACCAUCUGUUGGCAUUAAAUUUGUGUAUCUGUUGUGUGUGGGGGGGUAUUCAUCUGAGGGGAAUGAUUGGUUGGCAGGAGCACGGAUGGGGAAGGAAUGAAAGCUGAUGCCCCCAGAGUUGGGGAUCCUAAUUGUUCUGUGACCUGGUAGGGGCAGAAAACUGGGUGGAGGGACAAGAGUGAGAGCCCUACCCAGUUGUGGGAAUAUGUGCCCCUGCCAUUUUUCUAUCUUCAUUCAUUAUGCUAAUCUCAGAACCUUCCGUCCAAUAGUUUGGGUGUUGAAAGGUGACCCGAAGAGGGGGCCACGCAGGAUUAGUUGGGGAGGGGACUUCUCACUGAGAGCUGUUCUGAGGGUUAUCCGGUUGGAAGUGAGGGUUUGAUACAUCACCUUUUCCCUUCCCUCAGUGCCCAUAUCAGGGCUACUGUUGACCUCUUGACACUCCCCUAGUUCUGCUGGCCAGGCUGGGGAAGGAGCAGGAGGGGAAGAGUCCUAGAUGAACCCAGAGACUCUUGUACUUAAUAGGGUGGGACUGUUGAGUGAUCUCUAAGCACUUAGAGAGAAUGUGAAUCCCAUUCUUCCUGCUUUGUAAGGAGGUAGAGAGAUAGAGAGGCAGGGAGAAACUCCUUUCUCCCCUUCUCCCUAUCAUGAAUUAACUCAUCAUCUUCCUCCUCUCCCCUUUCCUUCCCCAAGUCAGGGAAGGGAAAGGAAUAAGAUAUAUAUAUAUAUAUGUGUGUGUG
This is a messenger RNA of Antechinus flavipes (yellow-footed antechinus), 3748 nucleotides long. RefSeq names its product mex-3 RNA binding family member A (gene MEX3A). NCBI's taxonomy places the organism in Eukaryota, Metazoa, Chordata, Mammalia, Dasyuromorphia, Dasyuridae. The transcript has 2 exons. Gene Ontology annotation, molecular function: RNA binding. Bases 59 to 1642 code for a protein of 527 amino acids. The record is from RefSeq and is a predicted model, not a curated record.